This is a messenger RNA of Nerophis ophidion (straightnose pipefish), 6998 nucleotides long. It is a transcript of the gene ak9, whose product is annotated as adenylate kinase 9. Gene Ontology annotation, biological process: CDP biosynthetic process; UDP biosynthetic process. Gene Ontology annotation, cellular component: cytoplasm; nucleus. The coding region runs from base 146 to 5089 and encodes 1647 amino acids. Lineage: Eukaryota; Metazoa; Chordata; Actinopteri; Syngnathiformes; Syngnathidae. Gene Ontology annotation, molecular function: ATP binding; UMP kinase activity. The transcript is spliced from 35 exons. The record is from RefSeq and is a predicted model, not a curated record.
AGUUACCAUGGCAACCAGCGGCACUCAUGCCAACAAGUGAGCUAGUAAGUGCUCAUAUUAGAUUGCACCGAUUAACAAGUAACGGUGGAAUUAUUUUAUGUUAGCCAGAGGAAUUGCCUAAAGUAUCGUCAAUAACAAUCCAAACAUGGAUCUGGUGGACAACUUUAUGGAAGAUGAAGCUGAGAGACAACGUCUACUUACUAAACCAACCUGCUUCCUUGUGGUUGGAAGACCGGGUGUUGGUAAAUCCACCUUGGCCAAAGAAAUUGCAGAGACCUGGGGAUGUAUAUUAAUUGAUGACACGGAUCUGCUGAACUACCACAUUAAAACUAGAACAGACGAUGGUAUUAAGCUUUUGGAUAUCCUGAAUGCGGGUGAAAGUGUGCCAGAAGACAUGGUUCUACGGCUCAUAAUUGACAUGCUAAACUCAGUAAAAGCUCAGCACUAUGGCUACGUGUUGAGCUGCCUACCAUUCAUAUCGGAAGAGAAUGUGGCUGUGGAUGAGCAAAUGGAGCUGAUCAGGAACCUCAAGCUCACGCCGGACUUUAUCAUCAAUAUCAAGUGUGCAGACAAGGAUCUGGUGCAGAGGCUGUCGGGUCAGAAGCAACACCCGGAGACAGGCCUGAUGUACAGUAAAGACAGAUGGAAGUGUGACAGUGAAUUCCAUGUCAUAGGAUCUAUAGAUGAAAAAGGCGAGGACCAGGAAGACUCAGAGGAAGAGGAGGAAGAAGAAGAGGAAGAUGAACAAACCCCAAAGAUCACUAUUGACCAGUUGGUGUGGGCCCCAGCAUAUCAUCCGAGAAAUACAUCUCUUAGAAUCAACACAUACAAAGACACCAUCCUGAGACCACUGGAGGACUACAUGAUGGACCACAACCCUAUUUACCUUUUCGAAUUGGACGGAAGUGACAAACCUGAAGCGUUGCUCUUGUUUGUGCUGUCACGUCUAGGAUCGAUGGCAAUACAGCGUGUCUCCAUUCCAGUUGUCCUCCAUCAGGACAAAGAACUACCCGAAGAUAUCGACACAGAAGACCUAUUGAGGUUCAUGUCUUCCACAAGGAUGAUGGUGCCAGGCUUCAGGUGGCGGAGGAGCCGCUGGGGUCGAAUUUGUCCCGUUGCUCUGAAGGAAGGAAGGUUCCUCCCUGGAAAGCCAGAAUAUUCCGUAGGCUUCCAGGAAAAACUGUACAUCCUUUCGUCCCAAGAGGCCUUUGAUAAGUUCAUGACCAACCCAAGACGCUACCUGCUCCCUCCAAUGCCCAGUCCCCCUUGCAGGGUUUGCAUCAUCGGAAUCCCGCAAUCAGGGAGGAGCGCCCUUGCCAAACUUAUGGCUGAGCGGCACAAAGUUUCAGUGCUGGAAGUGGAGGCACUAGUAGAGCCUCUGCUGUCUCAACUGGAGCAAGAGAGGCUUGACAAAAUCAAAGAACAUGGAUUGCAGGCUGCUAUUGAGAAGAUUAGUUUGAAGGAGCAAAGCGAUCCGACUUCAGGUACCGAUGCAAUGCCAGCUGUGGAGGUCACAGAGGAUCAUCCUGAGGUAAAAGCCCUGUUGCAGAGUACCUUGGAGGAGGCCAAACAAUCGAGCGAGACAGACAAGGAAAUCUAUUCUCUAGCUGUUAACAAGAUUAUAACAGAAAACGAAGACGCGAAUGCGAAAGCCGAGCUCGGCAUGGGCUGGGUGCUUGAUAAUUUUCCCAAAAAUGUGUCCCAAUUGGAAUCAUUAGAACGAGCCGGGAUCCAUCCAGAUUUCCUCUUCUGUCUCAUGUACAAUGAAGGAGUCAAGAAUGAUGGCACUGAACAACCAGAUAAAAAGGAAGAAAAGACUUCUCCGGAUACAGAGCAGCAAAAAGCUGAAAAGGUCCAGUUUACAAGAGAUUGGGAGGGAAUGAAGCUUUCUCUAAGCAUUAGCCACUCAGUACUGGAGGCAGGCAACCGCAGCCCUGAGGAACUUCUCGACGAGAUUGUCCAGCUCAUGGAGAAACCUUUCAAGUUUUUGCCCAGAGAGUUUUCAGCAGUGGACAUGGAUGAAGAGGCGGAGGAUAUCGAAGCCAUGGCAAACCUGGAUGAUGAUGACGAAGACAGCUUUUCCAAGGAUACAGAUGAGGAGGAGGAUGAAGGAGAAUCGGAAUCCUCGGGGGACGCAACACCCAAGAGAGCCUUUGGUGAAACCUAUCAUUUCUGCCCAGUGGUACUGCAGAGGCAAAAUACGCUGAUGCCCAGUACAGAUGAGAUAGCCGCCAGGUAUCGAGAGAAGGUCUACUAUUUCUCCAGCGUGGAAGCCAGGGAAGACUUCCUUCUGAAUCCAGAGCAGUUUGUCGCACGCACUGAGAUGUUAAAGCCCCCUGCCCUGCGGAUCUUUUUGCUCGGUUGCAGAGGGUCGGGAAAGACCACUCAAGGUGAGUGGCUUGCCAAAAAACUGGGCCUCUUUCAUAUCCAGUUCAGGGAGCAGCUUCAAAUGCUCCUUGUGGCAAAGACGAAGGAGCGGGUUGUUAACGCAGACGAGUCGACAGAGGAGCACCUCGAUGCCUUGAAGGCUACCAUCAAAGAAGCUCUCGGGGAGGAGGAUGUUGAAACCACCAACGAGUCAAUUUUGCAGGAUGCGGAACUGGCUGAGGAGGAAAUCAGUAUCAAAGCCUAUUUGGUGGAUGGCAUUCCACUGAGUCAACAUGUUCUAGAAAAGGUCCUUAAUCCGUAUUGGAAAACGGAGCCUUUCAUGUCUACAGGUUUUAUUCUCGAGGGUUUCCCAAUUAACACUGAGGAAGUGCACCACGUGUUGCAGUAUCAGCUUUUCCCCGAUGCUGUGGUCACCUUGACGGCGGAGGUGACAGACAUUCAGACGCGUCUGCUGCCAAAAUUUUGGCAGAGGUGGAGGGAGCACUGCGACCGGCGCGAAGCUUUGCUCAACGUCCUACGUGAAAUGAACCGCAAGACUCGAGAAGAAAACAUUGAGAAGAGGAGGGCAGAUCUAAUGGAGGAGAAAGGUGUUUCUUCCCCGACCACAGAAAAAGCCGAAGACGAGGACGGGGAAGGCUCAAACAUCGAGGAUGAGAUCGAGGCUAUCCUGGAGGAGGAGUUCCCCCUUGAAGGGGAUGACGAAUUCAGGGAUGAAGAGGAGACCGAGGAAGCAACUGACGACAGGCUGAGCAUGGAGAUCGAAGAGCGCUACGUGACUGAUACCAACAACAUUGCUUCUGUGUUGGAGCUUGUGGCAGAGCUGAACAUUCCGAGGAUAUCUAUAAAUGCGUCCCGUAAGAUACAGAUUGUUCGACGUCAACUCGUCCUAAAAGUGGAGCCUUUGUACACCAACAGGGAAUCACUCUUCCAAAGAUGCCUGGCCAUUUCGUACAACUUGUCACAGCAGUUACUCCUCUACUCUUACAAGUUUCAUAGUGCCUUUGGCUGCUUGGACCCCGUUAGGCGGUAUAAUGAAAGAGAUAUCAUCCAGCCUUUGCUGUGGCCUCUUGAUGGCGCCUAUCCCGUACUCCUCAAUCAGUAUAUCUACUUUUUAGAGUCUAAGAAGAACCAGCAAACAUUCAUGCUCAAUCCUUUAAAGUACCUCAGGCAGACCAAGCCCUCCCCUACGCUUCCUAUUAAAAUGGCUAUUAUUGGACCACCAAAAUCAGGGAAAACUGGCGUCGCGCAGAUGUUGUCGCAGAAGUACGGCUUGGACUUGCUGUCCAUCGGCGGCGUCAUGCGUCGGGUUCUCGACACCCAGGGUCACAGCGAUUUGGCCACACAGAUGAAAGAGCAUCUCCAUGAAGGCCUUGCUGUGCCUGAUGAACUGGCCAUCCAGAGCCUGGAACUGGUGCUCAUGAGCCUGGUCUGCUGCACCCAAGGGUAUGUGUUGGAUGGCUUUCCCAUGACAAUGAAGCAAGCACAGCUAAUGCAGUCUCACAGCAUCAUCCCCAUGAUUAUGGUUGAGAUUGAGAUGGGGACAGUGGAGGUCCUCAAGAGAGGCCUUGCUAGCAAAAUGGAGGAAAAAAAGCCCCACUUGAUGCACGACAGCACAGCGAUCCUCCAUAUACGCAACACCUGUUACACUCAGGAGGCUGAGAGUAUGAGACAACAUUUCCGACAACAAUAUGAUAACUUGAUCCCGCUUGAUGGCCUCAAGAGCAAGUGGUACAUGUGGGAGACCCUUAUCAAGGAGAUAAGCACCAGCAUGAAAUACAUCCACACUUACCUAAAGAGGACACGAAGCGGCCAAGCUGGCUGCAUCAACAAGCUUUGUGUUACACCCACGGAGUUUCAGCGACAGCUUGGCGAGUUUGGUCAGUACUGCCCUGUCUGCCUUGCUCUGGAUAACCACCUGGUGGACUGCUCAGAAACGCCAUCCCUUAUGUAUGCCGCUGAAUACAAGAGACACUACUUCAAGAUGUGUGACGCGCACCAUUUGGAGAUAUUCCUGGCAACUCCGGAUCAAUUCAUCGCACCUAACUGCCCACGCCCUCUGCCGGAACUACACCUGCUGCCACAAAGGUUGACGGAAGCCGAUGUAAAGGACAGAUUCUCGCAGGAGUUUGAAAUGGAGGGCUUCUGCCCCGUCACUUAUCUGGAUGGAAAGCAGAGGUAUGAGGCCUUGGUGCGUGGAAGCAGCGAAUAUGCAGUGGAAUACAAAGAACGCAUCUACGCUUGUGAGACAAAGCAGAAACAGUACAAGUUUUUGAGCGCUCCUGAGCUCUACUGCAACCUGCAGCUGCCCAGUAAAGUUCCUCCUCUGUGUGAGCCAAUCCCUCUCAUUUGCCUUCCCACAUUAGGGUACCUGGAACAGGGUGUGGCAGUGUCAGUCAUCAAGGCCAUGACAGCUGUUGGGUGUUUGAAACCAAAGUUUCCCUUCUACAGUAUGGAAAAAUCAGCUCUCCACUAUGUGGCAUUUUAUAUGAAAGCGUUCAACCAUCGCAACACAGUGCACAUUCGCCAGAUGUACAAAAAGAAGUUGGCCUCAUUUGAGGAGAGUUGCACACUCAUUCCCUACCUGAGCUCAUUGAUGAAAGCACCUUAUAAGUUCCCCAGUGAACAACCAAUUGACUUUGAGUUCAAGCUGAACAAGUUCCUAGCCUUGAGUUACUCUCCUGAAGACGAAACUGAGCUCUAGCCAACAUGCCAAUAUCAGAAAUUCAGUCUUAGGAGCGUUUCUCUGGUUGAGGAAUGUUUCCAAAAUAUUGUCAAAGUGUGACGAGGGCCUUAAACUUCAGAGUGGGCACAGUAGCGUGAGAAAAAAACCAACAUGUUUCAUAAAUUCAGUGAAGCCAAAGGCAAGAGUUGACCAUCUAUGGCAGUGGUUCUCAACCUUUUUUCAGUGAUGUACCUCCUGUGACGAUUUUUUUAUUUCAAGUACCCCCUAAUCAGAGCAAAGCAUUUUUGGUUGAAAAAAAGAGAUAAAGAAGUAAAAUACAGCACUAUGUCAUCAGUUUCUGAUUUAAUGAAUUGUAUAACAGUGCAAAAUAUUGUUCAUUUGUAGUGGUCUUUCUUGAACUAUUUGGGAAAAAAAGAUAUAAAAAUAAGUAAAAACUUGUUGAAAAAUAAACAAGUGAUUAAAUUAUAAAUGAAGAUUUCUCACAUAGAAGUAAUCAUCAACUUAUAAAGUGCCCUCUUUGGGGAUUGUAAUAGAGAUCCAUCUGGAUUCAUUAAGUUAAUUCUAAACAUUUCUUCACAAAAAAAGAAAUCUUUAACAUCAAUAUUUAUGGAACAUGUCCACAAAAAAUCUAGCUGUCAACACUGAAUAUUGCAUUGUUGCAUUUCUUUUCACAGUUACAUUCAUAUUUUGUUGAAGUAUUAUGCAAUAAAUAUAUUUAUAAAGGAUUUUUGAAUUGUUGCCUCUUUUAGAAUAUUUAAAAAAAAACUCACGUACCCCUUGGCAUACCUUCGAGUACCCCCAGGGGUACGCGUACCCCCAUUUAAGAACCACUGUUCUAUGGUGAGAGAAUGUAUAUUACAGAAAUAUAGUUUUUGGGGGGCAACUCUCAUACAUUGUCUGAGGGAGGCUCACUGUACCACACAUUGGACAGACUCCCCAUGUAAAGUAUUUUUUCACUGUUUAAAUCAUAGCCAAAAACUCACCAAUAAACAUGACUCUUACAGUGUGUUGUUCUCUCACUGCAUGUACUAUAUUGUAUCUUUUGAUUGUAUUUUACCCAAAUAACCUUGUCCCAAUGGUCUCUCAGAGGCCUCAAAGUAGGGAGAUCAGGGAAUUCUCCUGGUGUACUCUGGUUUGCUCCCACAUACCAAAAACAUGCAUAUAUAAUUGGAGGCUGUAAAUUGUGAUGCCUAUAUCUAGCCUAGUGGCCAUAGAGACCAGCUGUAGGGUUUCUGCCACACCAGAGUCAGUUUGGAGAGACUGGAGGAGAUGUGGAUGAAAAGACAGGGCUGCGGAGCUAGCACUGAGCGCCGGGACGGACAAGCUUCAGUGUCUUGGCUGAAUGAGCAAGUAUCAGACACCUCAGUCUCCUCAGACGUAUCCUCGCUCAUCCAUGCGGACUGGACACUGGCCGAGAGUGGAGUCGGCUCUCUUGGUUUGCUUUGUUGGGUCUGCUCCUGUCUCUGGCCAUACUCCCUCCACCCCAGCAGACGAUGGCGUGGAACACCGCAGAGGCCACCACAGUGUAUACGUUUAUUUUACUUUUCAUAGCUGUAUGUAGAAGUGGCUGGUUGCAUCAACUCUGCUCUUUAAUGUCUUUCAUGUUCUUUGUGUUCUUUGAUGUUUAUUGUUGUAAGAGGGAUGUCUACUAUGGCUAUGAGUUGUUUUUUUUUCCCUUGGCCUCAGUCUGGACCCCUCUCCAUGGGCCCAGGCUUAGACCGAUUUUUUUUAUUUUAUUUUAUUUUAAUCUUUUAUUUUUUUCUCCCAUUCCCCCCCACAUGUUUACCUGUAUCUCACCAUUUUGUAAGGGGUGCCGGAAGUUGGCAGACCCGUCAGCGAUCCUGUUCUGUCUCCCUGUAAUGUUUGUCUGAUCUUGAAUGGGAUUGUGCUGAAAAUUGAAAUUUCCCCUCGGGGAAAUUAAUAAAGU